Trichobilharzia szidati is the source of this 813-nucleotide messenger RNA. NCBI's taxonomy places the organism in Eukaryota, Metazoa, Platyhelminthes, Trematoda, Strigeidida, Schistosomatidae. The record is from the annotation of a GenBank genome assembly.
AUGGUGAAAUCACGUGGUCGUCAUGGUCCACCGUUAACAGAAGAUUUAAUGCGUAAAUUUCAGUGUAUUGUUACCCCAUUGAAAAAACAAACUAAACAUAUGCAUAAAAAGCAUAUCAUGUUAAUGAAUCAAAAGCUACGUCGUCAACCAAUUGAAUCAUCUAAAAGUUGGAUAUUAUAUUAUUUUCAUUCAAAAUUAUGCAUUCAUUGCAGUCGUAUACGUUUAGUAUAUUUAAUUAUGAUUGUGAAAUUUAUUAUAUUAUUAUGCUUUAUUGAAGUAUUAUAUCGUUCAAGAGAAUGCUUUAAUUGGUUAUUCUUUUCUGGACCACAAAAAUAUUUAUUCCAGUAUAAUCAUGAACAAACAACAAAUACACAGAAUGUUGUACAACAUGAAGAAAUUGUAGAUAAUCAACAAACAUGGUUUUAUCGUUGGUCAAUGGAUCGGUAUUCAGCUAUUUAUGGUAUGAUAUUUGCCUUCGUGUGUGAAUCAUUACGACAAAUUGGUGUAUUAAAAGAUGGCGAAGAGGACUGUAUGAAUUCACCCAUAUUACCAUUACAUCGGAAUAGUACUAACCGUAGUUGCAGUAGUAAUAGUAGUAGGAGUAGCAUUGGUAGCAAUGAUAAUAAUAAUAAUAGUAUUAAUAGUAAUAUUAAUAAUGCUGAAAGAGGUUAUGUACAAAAAUGGGAGACUGGAAAUAAUUCAAUCUAUUAUAACACUACUCUGCUGCUACUACUACUUCUACUGAUCAUAAUAAAAGUAAUUAUUGUACACGAUCAAAUUCACUAUUCAACAGUCAAUAUACAAAUCAUGUAA